UUACUUUCGGGCGAAGUUGGACUACUUCGAUUGUGUUACAUUUUUCAGCAGUGAGUUAGGUAACGGGGUUCGUCCCCCCUUAUGUUGCUUCACUGUUGUGACAAUUGCUUGAAGACGUUCUGACCUUUAACGAUUUCGCAAUCGUUAGUUCACAAUUUGCACUGUCUCUGCUCCUUCGCUGGUUUAGCAAAAAAGGCAAUUUGUCGACGAAAAUGGUAGUUUCAUUCAGCUCGAAGGGGCCAUAUCCUGUGCGAGAGCCUACAGCACUGCUCAAUACGGGGGCAGGAAUCAUUAUUUGUGUUUCUGACCCUGCGAGGGGGGCGAGUUCUUUUAUGCAUUGCUCGCGACUUCUAACAAAACCUGCACUGAUUACUGACAAGAAUGGGACUGGAAAUACUCAAUUGACGGGAAAGCCGUCGCGUGUUGCCGUCGCGGCUCGACCAGGCAAACAGAAUGAAGAGCUGAAAGAUAGCAUCGUGUAUGUAAAGAAGACUUUGCGCAGCUCGCCGCGUAUCAUUUAGCCUAUACAUGGUAGGCAAACAAGACUAAUAUUAUAUACUUUUUACGCGUAGGUCGAGGAGUUCCUCUUCUAAUCUUAAUCAAAUUCUCCUCAUUACGAGCGCAGAACAACAAAGCGCAUUUAU
This is a messenger RNA of Plasmopara halstedii, 644 nucleotides long. RefSeq lists its product as uncharacterized. The record is from RefSeq and is a predicted model, not a curated record. Lineage: Eukaryota; Oomycota; Peronosporomycetes; Peronosporales; Peronosporaceae. Bases 213 to 521 code for a protein of 102 amino acids. The transcript has a single exon.